Messenger RNA from Chilo suppressalis (striped riceborer), 1002 nucleotides. NCBI's taxonomy places the organism in Eukaryota, Metazoa, Arthropoda, Insecta, Lepidoptera, Crambidae. The record is from the annotation of a GenBank genome assembly.
AUGGCACCCAAGCUGAAAUUUGCCGAAGGUGAAAAAGUAUUAUGUUUCCACGGUCCCCUUAUUUAUGAAGCAAAAUGUCUCAAAAGUUCAGUUUCUAAAGAUAAAUAUGUACGAUACCUAAUACAUUAUGCCGGUUGGAAUAAAAAUUGGGAUGAAUGGGUACCAGAGAGCCGUGUCUUGAAGUACAAUGAAGCAAAUGUGCAACGCCAGAAAGAGGUGCAGAGAGCCCAUUCUGCACAACCUGCUAAGACAAAGAAAACGCCGGCAAAGGGUCGGAAGUCAGAAGCUGCUGCCACAACACCCGCUAGGGAGGAGUCCAGGGCAUCCACACCCGCUGGUAAAGACACAGAAACGACCCCAGCACCCGCUAAAGCUGCCAAAACACAAAGCAAAGAUACACCAGCUGAUUCGGGAUCUGACCAACCCAAAAAGAAACGCGGCCGCUUAGACCUAUCCAUUGAAUCGGAAGAGCAGUACCUCUCCAAGGUCGAGGUGAAGAUCAAAAUCCCCGAAGAAUUAAAAGUUUGGUUAGUCGACGACUGGGACGUGAUCACGCGACAGCAAAAAUUAGCCAUUUUACCCGCCAAAUUGACCGUGGAACAAAUAGUAGACAACUACUUAGCCUUCAAGAAAUCCAGCAAAGCCCACAACCAAGCAAAGGAAUCCGUCCUCGUUGAUAUCACAGAAGGAAUAAAGGAGUACUUCAAUGCUACAUUAGGCUCACAACUGCUUUACAAGUUUGAAAGACCGCAGUACAGUGAGAUUUUACAAGAAUACCCGGAUACCCCGAUGGCACAGAUAUAUGGUUCAAUACAUUUGUUAAGAUUGUUCGCUAAAAUGGGACCAAUGUUAGCAUACACAGCCCUAGAUGAGAAAUCUCUGCAGCACGUGUUGACACAUAUGCAGGAUUUUUUAAAGUAUAUGGUGACAAAUAGGUCUACUCUGUUCAAUCUACAAGACUAUGGAAACGCUACCCCGGAAUAUCAUAGGAAAGUUCAGUAA